AGGAGAAAGAAGUGUGCAGGACGCUAAUAAAAGGAUAGCAAAGUAUGAGCAGGAACUUUGUCCAACAAAAGAGGAGAAGGAGCGACAACAUCAACUACUGGACGCUGUUUUCAAGAAACAUCAAGUUGUGUUACACAGAACAGACAUCGAUGAAGAACAUCUUCCUGGUGAGCAGGAGGUGGAACCACAGUCCUCCAACAUACACGAGGAAGAAAAGGUACCACAUUCCCAACACAUCAAAGAGGGAGUAGAGGAGCCACAGACCCAUAGUGUUAAACUGACCCUUCACAUUAAAGGGCAAGCGGAGGACCCACUGAUCUUACACAUCAAAAAUGAAGAGGAGGACCCACUGACCCCCCACUUUAAGGAGCAAGAGAACCUGCUGACCCCUCACAUUAAAAAGGAAGAGAUGGACCCACAGACCCCCUACUUUAAAGAGGAAGAGGAGGACCAAGAGCCGCCGCACAUUAAAGAAGAAGAGGAGGAAGAGUGCAUCAGUCAGCCUAAAUGGUUGGAGGAGUUCCCAGUGACUGUGAAGAGUGAAGAUGAUGGGGUCAAAGGUGAAAGAGAGGAGAGGGGAGGGGGGGAGCCUCCAAGCAGCAGCUCAACACAACACAUGACAACAGAAGCUGAUGGAGACCACUGUGGAGGAUCACAAGCAGACAAGCUCUUAGCUCCACUAUCAGAUAGUGAGGACACAACGUCACACUCUCCUGACACUGAUGAUGAAGACUCUAAAGAUGAUAAGACAUGUCACACUGACAACACUCACUUCACAUCUUCUCACUCUCACAAAACUUUUAAAUACUGUCGUAACCUGAAGGUACACAUGAGAACACACACUGGAGAAAAACCUUUUACUUGUUCAAUCUGUAGUAAAGGUUUUACACAAAAUCACAAUUUGAAAGUCCACAUGAGAACACACACUGGGGAAAAAAAAUGUUCUUGUUCAAUCUGAGGUAAAGGUUUUGCACAAAAUCUGGAUUUGAAAAGACACAUGAGAACACACACUGGAGAAAAAGCUUAUGUCUGUUCAAUCUGUGGUAAAGGUUUUACACAAAGUCCAUAUUUAAAAGUACACAUCAGCAUACACACAGGUGAAAAACCUUAUAUCUGUUCAAUAUGUGGUAAAGGUUUUACACAAAGUCAGAGUUUGAAAGUACACAUGAGAAGACACGCUAGUGAAAAACCUUUUUCUUGUUCAAUCUGUGGUAAAUGUUUUACACAAAGUCAGGAUUUGAAAAGACACACUAGAACACACACUGGUGAAAAAUCACAUUCCUGUUCAGUCUGCAACAGAAGCUUUUGUGACCGAUCAAACCUUUUAGCACACAUGAGAAGACACCCAGGAGAGAAAGUGUUGAGUUGCAGUGUGUGUGGUGAAAGAUUGUCUUCUAAGUACCAGUGUAAGAAACACAAGUGUGCUGGUGAGAACAGCAGCAGCAAAUGAAACUGCAGGAUUUGAAAUAAACUGUCCAGACUUUCAUUUUGACUUUCUAACAACAUCAGCACAUAUAACAUGUGUGACAUUGUUGUUUGUCUAACAAUCUGUUUAAUAUGCUUCUACAUUUAUGGAUUGGAUAGUUUGAAAUAUUGAAGUGUGACAUAUUUGUAUUUGUAAUUGUUAAUAAUCCCAUAGAUGAUCACCUUUAUAUGAUAUACAUAUGUACUGGUUCACAUCUGAAACAUCUUCUGGACCACUUCAGGAAGCAUAUUAUUAUUUACUUUAUACAUCAUUUGAACAGUUGUCUUUUAUACAAUUUUAAAAUGUGUCUUUUUAAACCAUUUGUUGGGUCUCUAUAAUCAUUUUUAUUCAUUAUCGUCAUUACUCUGUAUUAUGAUGAUCGUGUUGUGAUUGUUUUAUAUGUAUGUCCCCAGACCUUUAUGCAAUAUACAAGUGAGAGAAAAUGGCAGAUUUUUUAUUUAAUUUUUUUGGGAAAGGAUGGUUUUGUUUUUACAAACUUACAUUUGUGGAUGUAUUAUAUAUAUUGUGUUUUAAACCUUUUUUUAAUGUUAUUUUUUUCUUUUAUAACAUCCCCCAAUCAACAUCAAUAUCAGUCAAAGUUUGGAGUGUCAGACAAAAGCCAAUAUUGUACAUCAUCCCACAGAGAUUUACUUUAAACAAACAACAUGUUUACUUGACCCACUUCCUGGGAAACUUAUCAAGGAGCUUUUUGUAUUAUUAGGUCCAUCAGUGCUAAAUAUUAUAAACUUAUCACUUUCCUCGGGCACUGUUCCCCUUGCAUUCAAAAAAGCGGUUAUUCAUCCUCUCCUUAAAAGACCUAACCUCGAUCCUGACCUCAUGGUAAAUUACCGACCGGUGUCUCACCUUCCCUUUAUUUCGAAAAUCCUAGAAAAAAUUGUUGCAGAGCAGCUAAAUGAACACUUAGCGUUUAACAAUCUAUGUGAAACCUUUCAAUCCGGUUUCAGGGCAAAUCACUCUACUGAGACAGCCCUCGCAAAAUUGACUAAUGAUCUAUUGCUAACGAUGGACUCUGAUGCGUCAUCUAUGUUGCUGCUCCUCGAUCUUAGCGCUGCUUUCGAUACCGUCGAUCAUAAUAUUUUAUUAGAGCGUAUCAAAACACGAAUUGGUAUGUCAGACUCAGCCCUGUCUUGGUUUAACUCUUAUCUUACUGAUA
Molecule: messenger RNA, 2639 nt
Organism: Nerophis ophidion (straightnose pipefish)
Lineage: Eukaryota; Metazoa; Chordata; Actinopteri; Syngnathiformes; Syngnathidae
Product: zinc finger and BTB domain-containing protein 24-like
Exons: 3
Coding region: 410-958 (182 amino acids)
Cellular component (GO): nucleus
Source: RefSeq, a predicted model, not a curated record